UCAACCUUUUUUCAACUUAUUUCUAGCCAUGGAUCGCUUAAUCAGGAAACGUAGUUCCAUGAAAGCAAAGCUUACUUCCUUUUCUAAUUAUUUAGAAAUUCUAGAUAGUUGUACCUCUUUGUCAGAUUUACAAGCCACAGAACUACAAGGUCGUUUAAGUAAGAUAGAAAGCUUAUACGAUGAAUUCGAUCAGUUGCAGGUGGAGAUUGAGCUGUUGUCGGAGGAUACUGACGAGGCAUUUGCGGCCCGGGAAGCUUUCGAGCAAGCUUAUCAUAGACUCGUCGCUACGGGAACCUGAUAUUCCUUCUGAGUUCGCCAACGAAGGUAUAGAAUUUUCUUUUGUACCUCCUUAUACUCCGCACUUCAAUGGGAUCGCCGAGGCUGCUGUCAAAUCGACAAAACACCAUUUAAAACGAUUGCUACAGCAAACGCACUUUACUUAUGAGGAGCUAGCCACAUGUUUAACUCAAAUAGAGGCAGUCUUAAAUUCCCGUCCCCUCACUCCUCUCUCGUCAGACCCUCACGAUUUUUCCGUCCUUACCCCCGCUCAUUUCCUCAUCGGACGCUCGCUCACAUCUGUGCCUCAAGCACGGGCCCCAGAUGGAAACAUUACAAGCCUUCAGCGUUACCAGCGAGUGGCCCGCAUAAAGGAUCAUUUUUGGACUCGUUUCCAAUUAGAGUAUAUUUCUACAUUACAGAAAAAGACCAAGUGGCACACUUCCCAUGGUGCCAUAUCAGUGGGCACGCUCGUGCUCAUCAGGGACAAGGAUGUCCCACCUCUCUGCUGGCUCUUGGGCAGAGUCGUCCACCUGCAUCCCGGCGCCGACGGUGUCACCAGGGUGGCUGACAUCAAUACCCGGAAGGGUAUCAUCAGGAGGGCCUUCAACGCCAUCUGCCCUCUUCCUAUUGAAGACACUUCAAGGCGGGGAGCAUGUUCGCGCCCUUAGCGCAAACAACAGCGCGACUGUGUUCGCGGCCUUAGCGGGCCCUGGCGGGGCGCGCGGGGCGCGGCUCGCGGACCCCACUCACCUCACGCUGCGCGGGCGCAGCUACCACUCUUCAUCGGGCCGACUCGACAGCUAGUCGUUACCAAUUGCUUAUUAACUUAUAUCAAAAUAUACACGUCAGAUACA
Aricia agestis (brown argus) is the source of this 1133-nucleotide messenger RNA. RefSeq lists its product as uncharacterized. Lineage: Eukaryota; Metazoa; Arthropoda; Insecta; Lepidoptera; Lycaenidae. Gene Ontology annotation, molecular function: nucleic acid binding. The record is from RefSeq and is a predicted model, not a curated record. Bases 180 to 947 code for a protein of 255 amino acids. The transcript has 2 exons.